GGCCGUGCAAUCUCGAUCUCGAGCUCGAAAGCAGUUCAAUUGCCGCAUCCUACACUACUGUACUGUCUUGCGUAAGAACGGUCAGUCCUGCGCCAUACCUUGACAACAACAAAACUUUCACCUUGGCCUGAGCUGCAAUGGCGAGCAAGCUCCCCGUCCCCGUCCUUCGGAGCCUCAGCCGAUCGAGCUUGAGACCGUCCAUGUCUCGCCACGUCUUCCGUGCCGCCUAUUCGACCGACGCCCCACCCCCGCCGCCGCUCCUCACCAAACUUAAAGAAGACCUCAAAACCUCCAUGAGGGCCAAGGACACAAAUCGCCUCGCCGUCCUCCGCUCUCUGCUCACCGCAACUCUCAACGCUAGCAAAACCGACAAGCCUAUCACGACCGACGCGCAACUUGUCAGCCUGCUGCUCAAGACAGCGCGCAAAUCGCAAGAAGCUGCCGCCGAGGCCCGGGCGGCUGGCCGUGAAGACAUCGCUGAGAAGGAGGAAGCACAACAGCGGAUCCUGGAAGAGUAUGCGGCUAGCAGCGGGCUCAGGGAGCUGGGAGAGGCAGAGCUAAGGCAGGUUGCCGAACGCACCAAGGCCAGCCUGGUUGCCGCGGGCAUCCAGGAGAAGGCGCUGAUGGGACAGAUGGUCCGCAGCCUUCUCGCGCCGGGCGGGCCACUGGACGGGACCUCCGUUUCGAAAGAGAAGGUCACCGCUAUCAUCAAGGAGGUCCUCAGCACUCCGUCAAACUAGUCCGGCGAUGAUCUGGCAGUGUAUAUACAACGGUUUGUACUACAUGUAA
Messenger RNA from Chaetomium strumarium, 789 nucleotides. Its product is annotated as Yqey-like protein-domain-containing protein. Gene Ontology annotation, molecular function: carbon-nitrogen ligase activity, with glutamine as amido-N-donor. Bases 138 to 740 code for a protein of 200 amino acids. Lineage: Eukaryota; Fungi; Ascomycota; Sordariomycetes; Sordariales; Chaetomiaceae. Gene Ontology annotation, cellular component: mitochondrion. The record is from RefSeq and is a predicted model, not a curated record. The transcript has a single exon.